Thalassophryne amazonica is the source of this 3372-nucleotide messenger RNA. RefSeq names its product proline-rich transmembrane protein 4. The record is from RefSeq and is a predicted model, not a curated record. The transcript has 3 exons. Lineage: Eukaryota; Metazoa; Chordata; Actinopteri; Batrachoidiformes; Batrachoididae. The coding region runs from base 201 to 3026 and encodes 941 amino acids.
CACAGACGCAGAGAGACUGCAGGCAUGCAGUAACACAGAGCUGUAUACAUGUUUAAAGAGCCUGCAGCCAAGCUGGGAUGCAGAUGAGGUGAGCGCGCUGACAUGAAAGCAGCUGCAAGAAAACGAACAGGGCAAGAACGGCGUUAAAAUCACUAUUUGCCAAAUAUGUGACUUUGACGCUGCACUUAUAGACCGUCGCUAUGUAUCCACUGUGGAGUCUCCUCUUCUUGUCAGUCUCUCUUCUUGUCAAAGUCGAGGCAGAAGAACAUGUCAAAGAGCCAAAAGAGAUCAUCAGCAGUACAGUGGCAGAGCAAGCCACACGGCCUUCAGAGAUAAGUCCCACGUUUAUGCCGGAGAACGGUGACUUCCUGAGUCCACCUUUUAGCUGGAUCAUAUCCUCCUUAGAAGAAACAGACGGGGUUCUCGGAGAAUACGCUGACCUACAAAUGAAUCCCAGUGGAAAGUGGCCUACCGAGAGUUCAUCAAGUGGAAGACCAGCGCAAAAUACCAAGAAACCCAACACGAAGACAUCAGCGCCAACACUGCAUCCUGCAGAGACUGAAGCAUCUUCAGCCAGGUGGAAGAAAUCACAUGAGCAUCGGUUACCUUUUCCUCAGUUGAGCUCAAUACCAUCAAACAGACCAGACCAGGACACUGUUUCAGUGCCGUCUGCUGGACCUGAGCCCAGCCCGGCGUACACAACCACAUCACGAGCCACGGGCAAAUGGGGAAUGAACAUAGAACCUUCUAUCAGCUCAAAGAAACAAACUAGAGAUGGAUUAUAUGGUGCUACAGAUCACAUCUUAGACAGCAGAGCAGUGAGCACUGAGGCAGAUAAAGGUAUGAAUAAAUUUUCAACCUUGAUUUUGGGGCAUCCGCCAUUCCAUAAAGUUUUCACUACCCAUUGCAUUGCAACAUUUAACUCACUGUAUUUAUCUCUGGUGGAUGAUCGUCAGGACUCAAGAGUCAGUGAAACACUCCUGCUUGAUAGUAACAUGGACCUUAUAUCUACACCCUGCAAAAAUCCAAACCAAUCUUGGACUCCCAUAUAUGCUGAUGAUUUUUCACUAAAUGAGCCUCUGCAGCCCUCUCUGGCCCUCACUCCACCACUCCUUGUCCCUCUGUAUUCUGACUGGAACUCUGCAUUUGCCACAUGGGGCAUAGCCUGGGAAGCACAUGUCUAUGGCUUGGGGUCUGUCUUUACUUUGUUUGGCUUAAUCUCUCUCAUCUGCCUCUUUAGUCUGUCCCUGCGUUGCCCCCCAGGGAGCCUCUAUUUCACCCUACUGCACUUGUUGCUGGUAGCAUUUGCAGGAGUCCAAGCAUUCUGUUUGCUUUAUGACGCUUACAGUCACCAGGAUCGUCUUCCUCCUCUGGGGUCUUUGCUACUCUUUGAGAUGCUCUUUCCAUGUUUGAGCUCAGCCUUCUCCGUUGCAUUCCAUCUUCUUUCCCUGCGCUCAUGCAUGCAUGUUCCACUCCCACCUGCCAUUUCCACCUCCUUCUCAGCUUUACCCAGGCCUUGUUUCUUAUUGUGUAUGUCCCUCCUGCAUUUGAGCAUCUGUCUUGGAUGUGUUGGAGUACUCCAACUCUUGCCAAGUCUUCCAAGCUUCAUCUUACUACUCCCUCAGGGCAUCUUUAUAUUUCUCUCCAUCUUUUUAUCAAGCUCCUAUCUGAUCUUCUACUGUAUGAUGAGAGUCAACACUGAUCAUAUCUACAGGCUGAAGGACAUUGAAGAGAGUGGAGGCUCUCCUGAAGUACUGCAACCCGUGAAUUGUCCGUUUGUUAAAGUGGAGGAUUGGGAUAGGGCAGCUGCUGCUGGAGUUUGGGCAUCAUUGUGCUUGUUAGGAUGUGGAGGCCUACAGCUAUAUGGGAUCCUCCAUGCCCUUGGUUUGGGUGGGAGUAAUGGUUAUGGGUUCCAGCCCUGGCCAUGGUGGGGCUACCAGGUUGGCUGCAGGCUCUGCGAAGCUGGGGUGUGUCUCAGUCUGUCUGUUAUUGGCACACACCCUCUGUUCUGUUGCAACUCCUCUGUCAGGACUAUAACCCAUCCCCAGUCAGGAUCAUGGUCUCGUCUGUCUUGCAGCUCCCCUUUACGAGGAACAACCCUGCCCUCACAAAGAGAUGUAAACUCUCCUGUCCUCUCUCCAGAUUCCUGGUCACAAGACAAGCAGGAAAGGGUGAUAGUUUGUAAUGUUAUCUCUAAGGGUCAAUCCGAGGCUGUUCCUCUUUGCUCAGUGGUUGGCCAAACUGGAAAUGGACGGGACUGUGCUGCAAGUUCUAAUGUGCUCUGUUUACCAACACCCCCAUGCCCGCCCCAUAACCCUAAAAGUGUGACUGAGUCUCAUUUGUCCUCACUGGAUAGCUUGGGUCGGGAGGAGUCAGACUCUACUGUAGACCUGCAGCCCCCAUCUCCCAUAGACUUGUCCAGCAGCAUUGACCAGGCUCUGUGCAGUGAUUCACUUUUCUCUCACAGUCUCUUUGGAUGGCCAAGACUGUUCCAUACAUCUUCCAGCCUUUCCUUGACCUCUGCUACUCAAGGCCAACCAAAGCAGGGUACCAGUUCUGUGGAAAAUUCUCUAUACCGCACCUCAUCCUGCAGUGACAUGGAUCUAAAGAAUUCCUUGUCUGGUUCAAAACCUUCCCACACUCAAGGCUCUUUCACAUGUCACACCAAACCACCAGUGUCCCCAUGUCAAUGGAAGUGGAAGGAAAGUAACUCUGGUUCAUCCCAAGGUCUUUGUUGCAAUCCCAAGGAGACAGGAAAGCUGCGUUCAUUUUCCUGGGCCAACAGAGGCCAAUAUUUUGCUCAGAGCAGCCUUCCAAGAGCAAUCCCCCAAUUUGCUUAUUACAGGAGGUAUCAAACCCUAAGUUUAGCAUCUCAGGACAGCCAAGGAUCAGGCCGGCUGGCAGGAACUAAACAGCUGAGUGAAAGUAGACAGCUGGAAUGGGACAUGGCUGUACAGGCAGAGUUUGUUAAUGUGUGCAGACAGAUUGAUGCUCUGAGUGUUUGCAGUGACACAAUUGAUUUGUAAGAAGUUGAAGAGGCCCAGGAUGGAAUGAACCUGGGCCUGAUAAUGGUAAGGCCCUGUGUCCAUACAGCAUUUUCUUUGAAGCAGCAGCAUCUUUUUUUUCAAUUGCUCUAAGUAAGAAUGGAGUAUAUGCAGCUGCCUAGGAAAAAAAAGCACUGCAUCCAUCUCCUUUUUUCAGAGUGCUCCACUUUAAUUGUGUGGCCACUCCAAGUGCUUUAAGUUUAAAACCUUGGAUGUUUUUAGAAAGCACCUUUUUACUGCAGCACCUUUUUAGGCAAUCAAUGAAAUGGCGCAUACCUCAUCACCCUCCUGGGAGGAGAAGCGGAUUUUGUGGCAUCAGGCUGCAAUC